AUGGGUGUGCUGGUCUUAGAAGUAAUGAGCAGACUCGAUCAUCUCCCAGUGGGCACAGUACAAAUCACUGGAUUGUCACAGCUCUCUCCCAGCCAUCCCAUCAGCGGAUUUUUCCCCAUAGUUUCACCAACAUCCGACAAGAUUGGAGAGCUGCAGGUGUCACUGGUUUUAGAACCUCUGCCUGAAGUGUGUGACACCAGCAGCUCUAUCCCAACCACAGAUGCAAGUUUAGAUCUCGCCCCUUCUGCCCAGGAGAGCGACAAGCCCCAGCCUCUUGCUCCAUCACAGCAACCCAGACAAAUAGGGAUGACUUCUGGCCACGAGUCUCUGAACCACAGCAGAGCCACAACUCCCAGAGGGAAAGACAAUUUGUUCUUUCAAGAGAAUUCUGAAAACAUAAAAGAUAUUUAUGCUGCUUCUCGCCACCGUCGGAUUUUCCCAGACGAACAUUUCAAAGUGAAUCCUUCAGAUCAGCAAAUGUCAUUUCCCCCAAGCUCUGACCCUGAAGCACCUGCUAGAACGAACGUGCGGGUCCUGUCUCUGCACAACCCAGCUACAAAAGACCUGCUUUCAGCUCUUUUGGAUCAAGGCAAUAAACUCCGUGAUGCCAUGGUGGUUUCUGCAAUGAAAUCUACCCCAGACAUGGAGAUUGAACUGGAUGAAGUGCCUGCGUUCAUAGAGACAGAUGGUUUCAAAGCAAAACCAAAGAGCCCCAAAACCUUGAACUCAAAUUUUAUGUCUGCCACAGAAGAUCUCUUCUCAGGUGAAGUCUCAGGUCAGCAAUUGGACUUAAACUCUGAAGAGAGAGCAAUACAGUUACUGCUGGGCAGUGUUGACUUAUCACCUGUGCAUUUCUGGGAUAGGACAGGUUCCCUUCUGGAUUCUCUCUCUGUUGGGAGUGAGGUUUAUGACAGUGAGCUCAAUGAUCCCCACUACGACCAGAGUCUUCUGGAGAAUCUUUUUUACACAGGUCCUAAAUCUGACUCCAGUUUAAGUGAUAUCCUCAGUGAUGAUGAUGUUAACUCCUCUAAAAAAGUAACCAAGACAAAAACUCCCAAAAAAGCUGGUCCUACAAACCAGCAGGGUCUACAGAAGGAGUUGAGUGCCUGUGACUGGGAGGUGAAGGAGAUGGAAAGUAAACUCAGCUGCUCUCCUCCCAGACAACUUGCUCCUUCAGAAGCUUGUACAAAAGCAGCUUGUCUCACGUCCCUGAGCGUAGAUAGGCUGGCCCUGCUGGGGCGAAUCCACCUGGCCAGAGUCAUCAUUGAAAGCUUGAAAAUCCCUCCUGAGAGCACCCAGGUUACACCAGGAAAGAAAAGCUUCAUUGGGAGGCCUCCAAGACCUGCAUUAGUUAAAAAGUGUACCUUCUUUGUAGAGUACCACUUCCCUGUGGGAGCCUCCAAGGAUGAAAAAGGACAGGUCUCACUGACAACAGAAGUAACUCGAAUAGCUUCAAGUAAAAUCACAGGCGAUGUGGUAAAAUUUCAGCAGCGGUUUGUGUUCCCUGUUCAUUUUGGUGGAACGAUGAUAGAGCACUGGUGGAGCUCUGACCUUGCUUUUAAAAUCUACAUGAGAAAAAGCACACAGAAAAAGCCCGUGGCCAUUGGCUCAGCAGCCCUCGAGUUACGUAAGAUAAUUCAGUCUGAGCAGCUCGCUGUCACCUGUGAAAUCCCUGUGAAAGAAGAAGGUCAGACCCAAGUUGGACCCCUUAAGGUGUCCCUGGAGCUCGCAGCUGACAACAAGGACUUCACCUGCACCGUGGCCAGGUCAGCUGUGGCUGUGCAGCAUGUCCCAGCUCAUGCCGUGAGAAGUCCCCAGCUGGAGUUCCGGGAAGCCAACAGGAUUAAUGGAAAUCCAGAAAAUCCUCAUGGUUUCCAGCCGAGCUGUCGUGAGGACUCGCAGCGGGCGGGAGCCACCGGCACGAAGGUGGCACAGCUCCCACAGGCCGUAUCGACCUCUGCGUCCCCUAAUGUGGUGACACAGAUGAUUCCACCUGAAGAGGAUGGGCUGUUGCUGCACAUGCUGCUGAUGGUGCCCUCUGGAAAAGGUUUUACCCCUGGAGAACGUGGUUUCCACAGUUCCUGUAACGUGUAUUUGAACUGCAAACUGCUCAGCACAGAGGAGGCAACGAGUUCUGCUGUUGUAUGGGGCACAACUCAACCUGCCUUUAACUUCUCUCAGGUGAUGCCUUUUUUGUUGACUUCCAAACAUUUGGAGCGAUUCAAGAACAACUUCAUGAUCAUCGAGGCCUGGAACAAAAUGGGAGACUCUGGCUGUGACCAGCUGCUGGGGCUGGUGAAGCUUCCUCUGCACCAGUUUUACGUGUCAUUCAAAGACCCGAAGAUUUCCCAUCUGCUGCUGCAAGCGCAGUAUCCGGUCGUUGCUGUGGACAACUAUUUGCCUGUGAUAGAUGUUUUUACAGGCAGCAAAAGUGGAAGCCUGAGGGUUGUUCUGGCUAUGGGAUCAGCUCAUCAAAUAGUGGAACUGCAGAGGCUGAAGACCGAGGAAGGAGACGGCCCUCCCGUCGCUCCACGUCCUGCCCACUCGCUGGAUCCUCCUCCUCCAACACCUGCAAUGCAGUUGGAUGGAGAAGGGGAGGACCUGAUGGAGCACGUGUUUGAGAUCCGGGUGGACAGUGUGAAGGGCCUCACCCCCUUGCAGGCCACAGUCUGGGGGGAGGCUGACUGCUACGUGCAGUACCACUUCCCAGUGCAAGGGGCUGCCUGCCAAGGAGCUGCACUGCAUGAGGAUGGCAUCAAGCUAAAGGCUUUUCGUACAGCAACUACCUUGUGCAUCCCUGAUCCCAUCUUUCACGACGAGCAUCAUCAUUCCCUGUCGGUUCCUGCCCAUGUCCCGGUGCAGAGGAUCCUGGUCGGUGCAUUUACGGCACCUGGAAUGUCUGCAGGAGGAAUCCAGUUUGAAGUCUGGUGCAGGUAUUAUUAUCCAAACGUCAGAGACCAGAUGGUUGCCAAAGGGACCUUGCCUUUGUCACGGCUAUGUGCCAUGGUGACUAUGCAGCAUCGUGAAGAAAUAGGGAUACAGACCUUUAAUCUUCCACUGGUCCCAAAGACUAAUUCCUCCAAGGAAUUCCAGUCAUCAGGGUUGCUUGAUGUGAGCGUGAGAUACCGAUGUUCCCUGAAAACAGCAGCAGGGAUAGGGAGUGCUCGAGCUGUAUCCCUUUCUGUACAGAUACACAGAGCAGCUGGUUUGCAGGCAGCAGCCAGAGCUGCUGCAGAAAAGAACCCUUCGCUCCAGUACUAUGCCGGUGUGGGAGUCAACACCUACGUGUCCGUGUGCCCCUCUUUCCUCCCGGAGAGGGAGAGCCAGAACACGCGCGCUGUGGCUCACACCUUCUGCCCGGAGUUCGGGGACCACAUGGAGUUUCCUUGUCACCUCAUCAUGCGGAAGAGCAGCGGAGAAGCCUCUUCUCUGGGGGAGCUCUUGCACUCUGCCACUGUCAUCUUCUCUAUCUACCAUCAGAGCGUCAAGUCAGCCACUGACACGAUGGCAGCCCAGUCAUCAAGAGAUUAUCUGCUUGGCACUGUCACAGUUCCAACCAGAGACCUGCUGAGAAAAAGAUCAGGAAUAACAGGGUGGUACCCAGUUACCCUCUCAGAGGACUUAGUGCCUUCCCAUGGCACAAACAUCAUGCAGACCAUCGUGGGAGGCCUGGAGCUUUCCAUAACUUUUGCUCGCCACGAUGACAGGGAGCAGGUUUUGGAGGCUGCUAAAUUUUUAGGCUGGAGCAGCGAGGAAAACCCGGAGGACAGCAUGGAUGAUAGUGACGAGUGGGAACAGGGUGACAAUCCAGCAGUUGUGACUGUUUCUACCCCAAGAGUAUGGCUGCCAGUCCACUGCGUGCUGCUUGCAGGCCAGAAGCAGCUGAAUAAAAGCACUUACUGCUACCUCAGGUAUAAGCUCUAUAAUCAGGAAGCCACGUGGACUUUGCUUAGGAGGCCGAAAUUGAGUGAUGACAAAAAGAAUGUCCUGGUGAACUUCAAGAAACCAACCAGGAUGACCCUCCGAAGGAGCCGAGGGUUGCACUGGUUCCUCAGGGAGGAGAAGUUAGAAAUCCAGGUGUGGUGGGCGUACGGUAAAGAAAAGGAGGUGAAAAGACCCCUUGAUACAGAUCGUCUUGUUGGAUCUGCCUACGUUGACCUCGCAGCGCUCGCAGAGAGCUCAAGGAAAACCCUGAGCGUGAGUGGGGUCUAUCCGCUGUUCCGCUGCAACGCCGCAGACCUGGCGGGAGCCGCCGUGCGUGUCCACGUGGCGCUUUCCUCCCCGGCCGCUGCCCUGGGCUGCAGACCUCGCUGUGCUGAGGACUCCAGCAGCAGCGAGGAUGGAACAGAGAAAGCCCCAGACGUCCCUGAAAAUCACAGUCAGAAGCUGGAGACUGUAAAUUCCGAAAUCACCCAUGGAAAACCCUCCGAAGAAGAGUUGGUGUCUCUGGAAAACACAGUUGCUGUCACUAUCCUUGUGGAAAGAGCAAUGCAUCUAAGUUUAAAAGGGAGCCCUUUAACGGAGCGAGGGGUGACGGCGCCUAGUAGCUACGUGUCCUUUGCCGUCGCCGGUGCCGCUGCUCCCGUGACCACAUCCGUGGUGGAAAACACGGACUCGCCGGUCUGGGACUUCCAGCAUCAAGGCCGAUUGUCCAAAGAACUUCUCUUGGAUCCACAGCAGACCUUGGUCUUCAAAGUGUGGCAUAAAGCAGAGUCCGAGCGAGUGAUAGGAUUUGCAUCCGUGGACCUUUCUCCUCUCCUUUCCGGCUUCCAGCUCGUGUGUGGCUGGUACAACAUCACCGACCUCAGUGGCCAGUGCCGAGGGCAGCUCAAGGUGGCUGUUUCCCCCCUCCAAAAUCUGGGACACCUCAAGGAAGAGAGACGGAGCCGCACGCAGCCGUCGCAUGGCGCC
Messenger RNA from Tinamus guttatus (white-throated tinamou), 4911 nucleotides. The record is from RefSeq and is a predicted model, not a curated record. NCBI's taxonomy places the organism in Eukaryota, Metazoa, Chordata, Aves, Tinamiformes, Tinamidae.